This is a messenger RNA of Helianthus annuus (common sunflower), 1119 nucleotides long. RefSeq names its product transcription factor MYB17. The transcript has 4 exons. Lineage: Eukaryota; Viridiplantae; Streptophyta; Magnoliopsida; Asterales; Asteraceae. The record is from RefSeq and is a predicted model, not a curated record. Bases 176 to 1018 code for a protein of 280 amino acids.
AAAUACAUGUUUGUUAUAAAAAAGAGUCUUCCCCAAAAGCAAUCCAUCGUUGGAUACAUCAAUCGUUAUAUUUGAGUGAAACAAUAAAUGCAUGUAGACUAUACUACACUCCCUCCAGCUUGCAAUUCGCCGAUCUCCCUCCGGGUUAAUUUCUGAUUCAGAAGAUAGAAGACAAAUGGUGAGAGCACCCUGCUGCGAGAAGACCGGACUGAAACGAGGUCCCUGGGCCCAGGAAGAAGACGACAUUCUCGUCGAUUACAUCAACAAAAACGGCCAUGGAAGCUGGCGAUCUCUUCCUAAACAAGCUGGCCUUCUUCGUUGUGGGAAGAGUUGUCGUCUACGAUGGACAAACUACCUCCGACCAGACAUCAAACGCGGCCCCUUCACUGCCGAAGAAGAAAAGCUCGUUAUCCAGUUACAUGCCAUUCUUGGCAACAGGUGGGCUGCAAUUGCUGCUCAACUACCAGGAAGAACCGAUAACGAGAUCAAGAACUUAUGGAACACUCACUUAAGAAAACGACUCAUGUCCAAGGGCAUUGACCCACAGACCCACGAGCCGUUUUGUCCAGAGGGUUCAACAAAACGACUCCCUGCCUCUUCUUCCACCCGCCACAUGGCACAAUGGGAGAGUGCCAGGCUGGAAGCCGAGGCACGACUCUCAAUGGAAUCGUUGGGUUUGUCACAACUCACAUCGCCCAACAAGAUAACCAACACCGACUAUUUCCUACGUGUUUGGCACUCAGAAGUCGGUGAAUCUUUCCGUAAGGGGAAACCCAUUUGCUUCAGUCCAGCUUCACAGGCCUCGGUCUCUAGCACCACCACUGAUAUGGGGACCAAACUAGACCACGAACCAGAUACGGGACUCUCGUGCGUCACAAUGAAAGACGACUGCAAUACCUUCAACCCGGGUGUUACAAACCCAUCGAGCCCGAAUGAAAUGGAAGAUUCAUCCGAUACCGUACUGCAGCUGUUCUUUGAUUUCCAUGGGCACAAUGAUAUGAGCUUCUUAGAAGCGUAGUUCAGUUAAAAGUAGUCCGCUUUCACGGGUUCUGUUUUGUUAGUUAUGUUUAACCCGUCUGUAUGAAGACUAAGUUACUUUUUACCACCGUCUUCAGUGUA